AUUCUGCGUCUGCUCAGUGUCCGGGGUUAAACUCUGUCUCCAUGUGAAGGAUCUCAAAGUGGACUGGAGCAGAGAAAUGGUUCCAGUUAAACUCCUCAUACUGGGAGCUCACAACACGGGAAAAACAGCUCUGUGUGUUCGUUUCAUAACCAAGCGCUUCAUCGGGGAAUACGACCAUAAAAAGGAGAUGACUUACAGGUGCAGCCGUUUGGUGGAUCAGGAAGCUGUGGAGCUGGAGAUUCUGGACAUAGCUUCUAAGGAGAGCUCUGUGUCGUCUCUGGAGUCGUCGAUCCGCUGGGCAGACGGUUUCCUGCUGCUUUACUCCAUCACACAACGCCUCAGCUUCAUGGAGGUCCCUCGACUCAAGAAACUCAUCGAGCAAACCAAACAGAGCCUGGUUGUUCCCACAGUGCUGGUCGCCAAUAAAUCUGACCUGGAGAUCGGCAGGCAGGUGACGACAGAAGAAGGACAGAGAUUGGCCAAAGAUUUAAGGUGUGGUUUCAGAGAGCUGUCGGUAGCAGAAACUGUUCUAGCUGUGGAAACCGCCGUGUUUCAGCUCAUCAGGUUGGUGUUGGAUCAGCAGCGCCCCCUGCCUGACCGUCGCUCCUACAUGCUGAGUGUUCGCCACGCUUUGACACGAAAACUGACCCGAUCCAAGACCAUGCAGUGGUGACGAAGAGCCAAGAAACGGCCUUUAUUACAGCAGGGACACUGACGAAACUGUGCCUGUUUUCACUACUCUCAAACCAGUAACAGCCUAAUAUUUAUUUAUGCUCAUAAGUAAGGAUGGAAACAGGAAGUUUUCUUAUUUUCAUGCCAUGCAGGUUACAUUGAAAAGAUUUCACUUCUGUCUUCCUCUAGAGGGCAGUGGAGUCUUUAUAUUUGCUGCAGAACCACAGGCUUUUAAAUACAUCAUAUCCUUUAACAAAUCUAUUUAUUCUGUGCAGUUUGAUGUGGAUAAAGUUACCUGUUCCUGUGAUUCUCAGCUGAUCUGUCAAUAGGGCUCACCAACAUCUCGAAAGACCCAAAUUUUCAACCAUUUAAGUAUUUUUAAUGAAAAAUGUUCCAUUUUGGCUCUCGGAUGCUUCUGACAGAGGUGUUACCAUUUCAUUGAGGCACUGAGGAUGUCAAGAAACAAUUGCAGUUCUCCUAGUCAACCCUGGGGGGAGCAAUAACCUUGCUUAAGUUAUGGCACAACAUCACAGUGAUCUAAAAAUUUUAAAUAAGAGUUCAAGCUUUAAUCAUCAUAAAUCAAAGUUUAACUUAUGAUUUCUAAAGCCUGAGGUGUUGAUAAAGGUGUUUUAGAAUCAAAUAUGCCUGGGUGUCAUCUCCAGAGUUCAUUUUAUUUGACAUUUUCAUGUGUUCAGACACCCAGAAGUCAACGCUCUUAAAGGUGCAUCAAUGUGUGAGAUAAAGCUUUUUUUU
This is a messenger RNA of Cheilinus undulatus (humphead wrasse), 1425 nucleotides long. RefSeq lists its product as uncharacterized. NCBI's taxonomy places the organism in Eukaryota, Metazoa, Chordata, Actinopteri, Labriformes, Labridae. The transcript has 8 exons. The coding region runs from base 77 to 673 and encodes 198 amino acids. The record is from RefSeq and is a predicted model, not a curated record. Gene Ontology annotation, molecular function: GTP binding; GTPase activity.